Triticum turgidum subsp. durum (durum wheat) is the source of this 2013-nucleotide messenger RNA. Lineage: Eukaryota; Viridiplantae; Streptophyta; Magnoliopsida; Poales; Poaceae. The record is from the annotation of a GenBank genome assembly.
AUGGAAGACGAGCCUCACAAUUCCAAUGCCAUGGUUGACCAAGAGGAGAGCACAGGCAGCGCCCCUGGCCCAGUGUUCUCGGGUCGAAAGCCGAAGAGGCUCCGGUCGAAGGUGUGGGAUGACUUCACCCCCAUCUACAUCGAUGGGAAGCUCGCGAGGGCCGAGUGCAUGCACUGCCACCAGGUCUUCAGCAGCGGAACCGGCAACCUGCGAAAGCACCAGGCCAAGUGCUGCCCCAGAGCCCAGAAGAGGGCAAUGCAACACAAGCCCCCGUUCUUGUUGACCGGCCAAAACAAAUCCUCAGACACAGCGAAGGUUGAUCAGAAUUUGUCUCACGGGGAGCUUGGGACACAUGAGCAGAAGAAUCUUGCUUCAUGUGACACUCACACUGACAAAGAUCGGAAGAAUCAGUCGCAUGAGGAACUUGCAGUGCCUGACCAGGACAUUCCCACUGACAUGAAUCAGAGGAAUCUGAAGGUUGGUCAGAUUGAGCCCCAUGAGGAACUUGUCAGGAUAUUUUCUGUGCACGGGUACCCGCCACCGAUACAGAUCCAUGAUGGAUUCAGUAAGUUUGUUUCUAGCUUGAAUCCUAUGGUGAAGAUGCCGGCCAAAGCUGACAUGUAUAGGUACUCUAGGGAACUGUUCGACAAAGAAAAAACCAAGCUGAAGGAGAAGUUGGCAGCUUUGAGCAGUCGGGUUUGCUUGAGUGCUUAUCUGUGGCAUUAUGAUCUGACCUCAGCGUUCCUAUGCUUGAGUGUUCAUUACAUUGAUGAUGAAUGGGAGAAGCAGAAACAUAUCAUCAGGUUUCACUCUGUGGAUCCUUCCUGCAAUGCAAAGCAACUGAGCCAGGAUAUACUGAGUGCUAUUGGAGAUUGGGGUCUUCGUUACAAGGUUUUCAGCAUUACACUGGACGAUGUGUUUCUAGAUGAUUCAGUUGCUUCAGAUCUCAAAGCCAGUCUCCAAGAAUGGAACCUUCGCUCGGCAAACCGGAGCUCGUGUAUGUCUGCAAAACAUACCUCAUCAAUGUCUGCAAACCGUAGCUUGUUUGUGGCACGGUCUCCAAUUCAUCUAGUUAAUCAGGUCAUACAUGUGGGGAUCGAUGAACUUCACAAAGUGAUGGAGAAGUCAACAAAGUGUUCCAAGCACACAAAGGGCCACAUCCCUUCAGCAGUACGGUUUCUGAACUGUGGAUAUGCACCUUCAGCUGAAGAGUGGAGCAACGCGCAACGUAUCUGUAAGAUAUUGCAGAGGGUGCAUAUAUACAUGGAUGAGAUGAACACCUUUCAUGGCCCAGCCGACCUCCUUGACCGGUUAUGGGGUGCAAAACGAGCUCUGCAUCCAGAGGAUAGUUUUUACGGGGACAAAACAGUUUCGAAAGAGCUAAAGAAGAUGCAGCAGAAGUUUACCGAAUACUGGAAUCUCUAUUGCUUAAAUAUCUGUCUACCUGUAAUCAUGGAUCCUUCACACCGUCUGGAAUGCAUCAAGUCUUGUCUUCGUCCUAAGUUGUACAAUUAUUGUUUGAGGCGCGAAUUGGACAAGGAUAUAAAAGAAUAUUUUCAGGAAGUGCAUGACAUGUUGAUCAACCUCUUCUAUGAAUAUUCUGAUCAGGUGGGAGACACUAGCUGCACAUCUGGACCUAAAAAUGGCCGGAACAUUCUUGUGAAGGGGGAUGAUACGCUGAUGCAAUAUUAUCAUCAUAUUACCUAUCCAUUUAGCAAGCGUCCGAUGGCAGAACUUGAUCAGUACUUGCAAGAGCCACGUCCCUGCACAGGCGAGCAAACCGUUCUACAAUGGUGGAAGGAACAUAGCCUGACCUACCCCACAAUUGCUCGGAUGGCACGUGAUAUAUUGGCAAUACCAGCCAGUACUGAAUGCAGUGUAGCAAUAAGGACUGCAAGACGAACAAUUUGUCAGUCUAGUAAACACUGGGUUGAGGAGACUGUCUGUACUCAGGAUUGGCUCACAUCUUAUGGUUCUUUGAACGAAAUGCCAAACGGUGCUCUUUUUGAGUGA